AUGAAUUAGUAGCUUGCAGGGAAACAAGUUUCACCUCUCUUCUCUUCAUACUCAUUCAGUUUUUUACAUAACCGAUGUGAUUUCUUUUUUUCCCCAGAAUUUGUUUUCCUUUUGUAGUUUUAUUUGUCGGCAACUCAGUUUGUAUUCCACAAUUUUGAAAUGUUUUAGGUUGGAUUACUUAUGUUAUUUCAAUAGAAGAUGGAGUGGUAAUCCUUACUUAAGAUGACUUUUGAAUUCAUGUAGCAACAGUAUUACAUAUCCUUGGGUUGUGAUCCACCAGUUUAACUGAUCAUUAGUUCUGCUUUGACUCUGUGUUUGUACAAUAAACAUUUCUGUGGGGGCUUCUCAGGGUAUACCUUUGGUUCAAGUUUGAGUGUGUAUGCUGACCAUAUAAGAAGAUAUAAAUUUUGAAUUCAGACAGUUCUGUCAGUGAUUUAGACAAUGACCCCAAAAAGGUCUCAUCUUUUGUUGUGUGCUUUCCUUUUUACUGUUGCAAAACAAGUAGGACUAUGGCAAAACAGGUAGACAGUGAACUUGCAGAGAAAACUUUUUAUGAUGAGAGGUAGAAUUUCAUGAUCUUUGUUGUAUCUGCUGCAGCACCAAACACAGUUUGAAUGCAAUUUUUUGAUAUGCAUACAGAUUAAUAGAAGUAUACUUGCGGUCUUCUUCAAACUGUUAACUGUUAACUACUUGGAUAAAUUUUCUGUUUGCUAGAGCAAUCCAAUUUCUGGAAGGAGAAAACAGCACAAAAAAUUGUCCUACAUAUGCUGUGUUUCUAGAGGUAUUGAUUAAAGUAGCCAUUUUCAUUAGUUUGAACUGUUGUGUCCUGGCAGUAGAAAUUAGGUAUUUUUGUUGUGCAGGCAUCAACUGCUCUGCAAAAUAUGCUCUGACUUCUAAAAAUUACUGGUUUCUAUUUCAAAUAAUAGCUUGUUUACCUUGUCUUAAUUUAAAAAAUUGCCAUCAAAAGAACUACUGGAUACAGUGCAGCAUAAAAUAACAGCGGUGAUUUAAAAGGAAAAAAGGUAGACCUGGUAAUUAUCAGCCUAAAAAGCAUCCAUGAAUAAAUCGGUAGCUUUCGCUCUGCAGCAAAAUGUGGAAAUUCCACCUCCCAAAUUAUCCCUGUUCAGCUUGAUGGUGGAUACUGACUCAGUUCAAAAAAUGGGCGUGUUUCUCUAAAGCAGCAAAAUCAACUAAUACUUCUUAUUCUUGGCUUUACUAACUUGAUGCCCUGUUGCCAGAGAAUCAAUUAUGCAUUCACAAGCUAGUGCUUUAAGCUGUUCCUUUCCCUCUUUUUAUUUUCAUCUGGACUCUUGCAUGCUAGGAAUUUAAAUUCUUAGAGUCUGCUUAGAGUAAGAGAUCUCUUCUAGCUAAACUUCCCUGAAAUCAUUGAUAACAUAACCUUGCAACCUGUUUGUAUGUAUUGUUUUCUUUUCUUCCACCUUGGCCGCAAAUUCUCUCAGGUCUCCGCUGGUUCAUCCGCCAAGCCAUGGAUGCCGCUCGACUCACAACAGCCCAAUUCACACUGCUACUGGCUCACGACUUACUCAGAACUUCUCUGUGUCUGUUCCCACUCUCAUCUACACUGGAUUCCUUUCAAUGAAGAUCCCAAUCCCAAUACUCAUUCAUCAGGACCCUCCACCCCUCUGAAAAACCAAACCUAUUCCUUUUCACCUUCCAAGUCCUACAGUCGACAGUCCUCUUCUUCUGACACAGAUUUGAGUUUGACACCCAAAACUGGAAUGGGCAGUGGGAGUGCUGGAAAAGAAGGGGGGCCAUUUAAAACUCUUUUAAGACAACAGACUCAGUCAGCUCUGGAACAAAGGGAAUUUCCAUUUUUUACCCUGACGACCUUUCCACCAGGCUUUCUUGUCCACGUUGGUGGUGUUGUCAGUGCUCGGUCUGUGAAGCUGCUGGAUCGCAUCCACAAUCCUGCCUUUGUCGGAAUUAUGGGUAACACAAGAUCAUACAAACUGCUAGACUGGAAUAGUUUCAAUUCAGAUGAACCAGAGACACGAGAUGCAUGGUGGGCAGAAAUCAGACAAGAAAUAAAAUCCCAUGCCAAGGCAUUGGGUUGUCAUGCUGUAGUGGGCUACAGUGAAUCAACUAGCAUUUGUGAAGAGGUCUGUAUUUUGUCCGCGUCUGGCACAGCAGCUGUACUGAACCCUAGGUUCCUUCAGGAUGGCACCAUGGAAGGCUGUUUGGAACAAAGGUUGUCAUGGCAGCCUGGCUUCUUUUCCAUAGGGUCAGAGAAGGGAGAGGUUGAUUUUUUUCCUCAGAGCCAAGAUAGUUCUUCUCUAUUAGGGAUUGAAGAAGCUUCACCACCAGGUUGUGGAUUUUGCCAUAUACCAUAUGAUGAAUUGAACAUGCCAUUCCCUGCUCACCUCACUUACUGUUACAACUGCAGGAAGCAAAAAGUUCCUGAUGUCCUUUUCACCACAAUUGAUCUUCCAGUAGAAGCAAUAGUUAUUGGGAAGGGAUGUCUUAUUCAAGCCAGGUUAUGCCGCCUGAAGAAGAAAGCUCAAGCUGAAGCAAAUGCAACCUCUAUCAGUAACCUCCUGCCAUUUAUGGAAUAUGAAGUGCACACACAGCUGAUGAAUAAACUGAAGCUGAGAGGAAUGAAUGCUCUGUUUGGGCUGAGAAUCCAGAUCACCGUGGGGGAAAAUAUGCUAAUGGGGUUAGCAUCUGCAACAGGUGUUUAUCUAGCAGCUUUGCCAGCACCUGGGGGUAUUCAGAUUGCUGGGAAGACUCCAAAUGAUGGCACCUAUGAGCAGCACAUAUCUCAUAUGCAAAAGAAAAUAAAUGACACGAUAGCAAAAAACAAGGAACUUUAUGAGAUUAAUCCUCCAGAACUACCUGAAGAAAUCAUAGGGUCUCCCAUUCCAGAGCCAAGACAACGUUCCAGGCUAUUAAGAUCCCAGUCAGAAAGCUCUGAUGAAGUUACAGAGCUUGACCUUUCACAUGGGAAAAAGGAUGCUUUUGUCUUGGAGAUUGAUGAUACAGAUGCAAUGGAAGACGUACAUUCUUUACUGACAGAUGUUCCACCACCUUCUGGUUUUUACAGUUGCAACACGGAAAUUAUGCCUGGUAUAAAUAACUGGACACCGGAAAUUCAAAUGUUCACAGCAGUAAGAGUAUCCAGAUUAAGCAACAUUAAUCCAACAAAUCAAACACUUAAUAAGAACUUUAAUGAUCUCUGUGAGAAUCUGUUGAAGAGCCUGUAUUUUAAACUCCGAUCUAUGGUUCCCUGCUGUCUUUGCCAUGUAAACUUCACAGUUGCUCUACCAGAGGAUGAAUUAGUUCAGAUUGCAGUCACAGCUGUUGCAAUUACAUAUGACAAAAACCAAGCGUUACAAGCCAACAAAGCCCCUACAGAAAAGUCCCAACAAAGAGCAUCUACAGAUAAUGAAGAACAGCUACAAUUUCCAUUGGAACUUUGCUCUGAUCCGCUUGCUUCUCAACCAUUCUCUCCAGCUAAAGAAACCUUGGAGGGUGCAAGCUCCCACACAGGUAUUCCUGCUGCUCAGAGAGCAACGUCAGUUGAUUACAGUUCCUUUGCAGACAGAUGCAACAACUGGAUAGAGCUCAUUAAACUGAAAGCUCAGACCAUAAGGCGCGGAUCAAUUAAGACAACUGCUUCACUUGAUAAAGCAAGUCCACUGGCUGAGGGAUACUUACGGCACCGUUCUGUUCCGUCGUGCACCAAUUCCACCGUCUCAGUUGUUAAGAUGACACCUCUUUCUUUUCUACCUGGGGCUAAAAUAACCAAAUACCUUGGGAUAAUCAACAUGUUUUUUAUACGAGAAACCACUUCUUUGCGUGAGGAGGGUGGUGUCAGUGGUUUUCUCCAUGCUUUUAUUGCUGAAGUGUUUGCAAUGGUGAGAGCUCACGUUGCAGCUCUAGGGGGGAAUGCAGUUGUCUCCUACAUAAUGAAGCAGUGUGUUUUCAUGGAGAAUCCAAACAAAAAUCAGGCUCAGUGUUUAAUAAAUGUCAGUGGCGACGCCGUCAUAUUUGUCCGUGAGUCUGAGCUGGAAAUGUUACCAGCACAGCCUUCUACGGCUGUUCCUCAGCCCACAAGUUCUGCAGGAGAUGUCACAACAUGAAGACAGAAAAAGUGGAAUAGUCUCUGCCAAAUAUGAAGAUUAUUUAAAGUGUGGGAAUGUUUAGGUUUGCAUCUUCAAAAUCAGUCUCCGUAACAUUCAUAGCCAAAAUCCAAGACAAUCACUUUUUUUUUUUUUGUUGUGGUUUAACUUUAUGUAAGAGUCAGGGCAGGGUACUGGCAGGUGUGCACUGGUUCCUUUGUUACAAUUCCAGGCUGCAGUGAAAUCUAGGGAGCAGGUGAAACACUGAUAGGAGAGUGUGGAUUAGAAUAGCAGGCAUCACAUGGAACUGUGGAAUUAAGGAAAAAUUCUGUUGUAUUUUUGAGCUGUUCAACAGGACCACAGUAAGUUGUAAUUCAGAACCACUUCUGAAGUUGGGUGUCAUAUGAGCUGACUUUCAGGUCAAGGUGGGAAGGAGGUGAUUGUGUUAGCAGCCUUUGUCCAAGGACCAAGAGAUUUGUAUCCAGGCCAAGAAAAUGCAGGCUGGAGCCUGAAUUUCCCUUAGACUGUAGAAUGUGAAGAGGAAAAAGCAGCACCAAAAAGUCACAGUUUAAAUUUCUGCACACUAAAACUAUUUUUUCUUUUUUCUUUUGUUUUUCUUUUUUUCUUUAAUGUUGGGGGUUUUUGUUUUGUUUUUAUUUCUAUGGACUGUUUGUGAACUGCUGGCUUAUUUUUUUUAUAAUCGUUACUAUACAGCAGAUGUUUGGGGAUGGUAUUUGAGAGAGUUUUUAUGUUGUUUUUGGUUUGGUUUGGUUUUUUGCUUUUGUUUUGGUUUGGUUUGUUUGGGGUUUUUCUUUGUU
This is a messenger RNA of Pipra filicauda (Wire-tailed manakin), 4897 nucleotides long. RefSeq names its product C2 calcium dependent domain containing 5 (gene C2CD5). The transcript has 22 exons. The record is from RefSeq and is a predicted model, not a curated record. Gene Ontology annotation, biological process: positive regulation of protein targeting to membrane; positive regulation of vesicle fusion; protein localization to plasma membrane. Gene Ontology annotation, molecular function: calcium-dependent phospholipid binding; calcium ion binding. Gene Ontology annotation, cellular component: plasma membrane. NCBI's taxonomy places the organism in Eukaryota, Metazoa, Chordata, Aves, Passeriformes, Pipridae. The coding region runs from base 1416 to 4100 and encodes 894 amino acids.